This is a messenger RNA of Ahaetulla prasina, 696 nucleotides long. RefSeq names its product outer dense fiber of sperm tails 1 (gene ODF1). The transcript has 2 exons. The record is from RefSeq and is a predicted model, not a curated record. NCBI's taxonomy places the organism in Eukaryota, Metazoa, Chordata, Lepidosauria, Squamata, Colubridae. Bases 1 to 696 code for a protein of 231 amino acids. Gene Ontology annotation, cellular component: outer dense fiber.
AUGGCAGCUCUCUGUCACGCGCUGGAAACUGUGAGGCGGGAUUUAAAACGAACUGACAGGGAAAUAAAAAGGCGUUUAAGGCUUCUAGACAUGAGUUGCUGCCCUAAGUUUUGCGAUGUGCAGGCCCACUGCUGCUGUGAUAUAAAUCUCCAUCCAUACUGUUGCUGCCUUCUCCAUCCGUACCCCCAUUGCCUGUGUGACAUACUAUGUUGCCGUCCCUGUCGGCCCCUCUGCCUCUCAACCUUGGAGCGGAAAGCUAUUAGAGCUAAAAUAGAAGCUGAGCAAGAACUGGCCAGGAUUCGAAGAAGGGUUUGUAAAAUGAUGGCAGCAUGUAGUCGUCCAAAGCUUUUAGCUUUAAUGGAUGUUAAAGGUUUUGAUCCAGAAGACAUUACAGUGAAAGUGCAAGAUGGGAAGGUUAAAGUUUGUGCUGAACAUGAAGAAGAAUUUAAGACUUGUAGAGGGAAAGAAUACAACUAUUCAACUGUCACCAAGGAGAUCUGUUUACCACCAGGGAUUUGUGAGAAUGAAGUAACGUACAGCAUAGGACCGACCAGUCUUGUGAGGAUAGAGUCACCUUGCUGUGUACCUUGUUGUGGGCCUCCUUGUUGUGGGCCUCCUUGUUGUGGGCCUCCUUGUUGUGGGCCUCCGUGUUGUGGGCCUCCUUGUUGUUCGCCUCCUUGUUGUCUUAAACUUUAA